GAAGAAUACAGAGAGAAGAUAGCACCGAGCAAAUGGGCUGCGUCUCUUCCAAGCACGUCAGGAAAGAACGGGAACUCGAAGCUCGUCAGCACCACCAUCCUCGGCAUGGUCACGGUCAGGUCGGCUUCGACGAUGGCGGCCGCGCGGCUCGCCCUGCCCCCAUGCCCAACCACGUGGUCUCCCUCACCUCCAGCACUUACGGCCUGCUCAGGCUGGACAGCGACGAGCGAGGAUUGCCGUCGCCGCAGCUGCCCCAGCAGCAGCAACGAGAAGUCGCCGUGCAGAGCAAGAGAUUGAAGGGAGGAGGGUCCCCGGCUCGCAGUGAAGAACCCCCUGAAGUCAUCAAUGCGUGGGAGCUCAUGGAAGGCCUGGAGGACGGAGCGCCGGCGCCGGCGAACCAGAACCGGAAGGCUCCGAGCCCGAGGCCGCGGGGAUUGCUCCGAGGUCUGGCGAGCAUCGAUGCGAAGUCUCCGCUCAACUUCAUGAACCAGAUUGGUUCCCCGAGGAAGGCGAACACUUAUGGAGGCAAGGAAAACAAGGGGAGCAGCGCAGGGAAUGGGUCGAACCGCCUCGUGGGGAGAUCCGAUGUCACCCCGAAACAGGGGUUGAGAUCAAACAAGUCGUCGGACAGUUCGUGCAAAGCGGCGAAGAGUCUGAGAAUUUCGACCGUUGGGAUUCCGUUUGGAGGGAAGAGGAACAGCUUCGGGAGUGAUCACGGGGUCUCGUCUCGGCGGAGUUUGGGCCCUCUGUUCGAUCCGGAGCUGCUGGAUUCGUACGAGAAAGAGCUGUCUCAAGGCAAAGAGCAGAUCAAGAAGAUGAUUUCGCCAUCAGCCAAGAUCAGAAAGAAGAGAAAUUUUAAGGACCCGGAGUCUGUCCUCCGCGCGUUUCAGCAAAAAUGCCCACGUGGUGGAGACAAUGUGGUCGUCAUAUACACCACCACGCUGAGAGGCAUCAGGAAGACGUUUGAGGACUGCAAUGCCGUGAGGUCGGUGAUGGAGUCGCACUGCGUUCAGAUGCAGGAGAGAGACGUGUCCAUGGACUCGGGCUACAAGGAGGAGCUGAGGAAGCUGAUGGGGUCGAAGGAGGUGAAGGUGCCACUGGUGUUUGUGAAGGGAAGGCUGAUCGGAGGAGCUGAUGAGGUAGUGAAGCUGGAGGAGGAGGGAAAAUUGGGGAUUUUGCUCGAUGGCAUUCCAAGGACUUCACUGAGUUGCUGUGAAGGGUGUGGAGGAGUGAGGUUUGUGAUGUGCAUGGAGUGCAGUGGGAGUUGCAAGGUCUUUGACAAGGAAGAGAAGAAGGUUUUCAAGUGUGGGGAGUGCAAUGAGAAUGGGUUGAUUCAUUGCCCCAUUUGCUGUUGAUUUGAGCUGGAUUGGAUUCGUCUAGCUAAUUCUGUUUUUGGGUUCUUUGUUUUUUUUUCUACUGGGUUUUCUGAUUUUGUUCCAUCUGAUGUAAAGACUGAACUAGGGGGUAGGAAGUGUUGGGGCUUGGUUCUGAUGAAGUGUGUGUUUUUGAGGAGUCCCUCCUGUUUUGCUAAUCGUUUCGAUUGCAGAUUAUUGCUAUAUAUGUAUCUGAUGUAACAAUCUUUUGGUUUGCAAGAGAUUAUGUUUAUAUCUCCACAGGCUGAUUCAAUAGGAUGAUAUGGAAGUUUGUUCAUUUCCCUA
Syzygium oleosum is the source of this 1658-nucleotide messenger RNA. RefSeq lists its product as uncharacterized. The record is from RefSeq and is a predicted model, not a curated record. Lineage: Eukaryota; Viridiplantae; Streptophyta; Magnoliopsida; Myrtales; Myrtaceae. The coding region runs from base 33 to 1355 and encodes 440 amino acids. The transcript has a single exon.